AUGCAUUCCUGGCAAAUCUUCAUUGCUGGCAUACAUGGAGUGAUCCGUCUGCCGCAGGCAUCCAAUGCUGCAAGACAUCGUGCACGGUUGACGCUGCUUGUCAUCAACGUCGGUGUCGCCACGGUGAACUAUCAGAUAUUUGCAGAUUUGAAGAUGUACCUUGCGCCCAUCGUCCCGAUUGCCUUUGUCGGCAUCUGUCCGGCAUCUUUUCUGGCCUCUUAUCUGCGCAGGCAUCUUCCAGACAAGGGGUUUCCUCACGUACUGUACGAUGCCCAGCAGAGCAACAUGCUUAUGCAGAUUCUCAUUUUCUUGGUACUAACGUUCUACAUGUUUCCGCUGCUACUGUUUGACGGCGAUUGUCAAGCCAUUGCCGACAGCUUGGUGGUGGGCGUGCUGGCAUACAUAACAGCUUACUUCCCCUUGCUCGAAAGACACACCUACCUUACUUGCCUUGUUGGUAUCUAUGCGGUCGUUGCCAGCAUGAAAACGAUCUUUUCGGAUGCCUCCUUCACGAAGGGAGUGAGGCACAUGCUGCUUCAAAACUGCGCUUAUGCAAUCCUCAGCCGCUCGCUCGUCUACAUGCUUGAGUCGCGGCGUGUGAUCCCCUCAUCUCCAGUACGGUCUUUCAGCCUUGCAAGGCUCAGGAAAACUCAUCUGAGAAGGGUGUGGGCAAACAAAGAACUGUUCGGUCAGCUCCUCUUUCUUUAUCACUGCCGGAUUGACCUUGAAAUGGAUAGCAGGAUCGUGCUCAGAAUUGUGGAGUUCCUGCGCCUCCAGGACGACCUUGUUCGGGAAGAUGUCCAUCACUUGAGACUACUUUUCGCGACAUCCUCGGAAGCCACUUGUUUGGGAGCCACCGGCUUGGCAGGCUCUGAAUCCAGUUCGCAAGCAAAGAUGUCAAAGCCAUCUAUGCAAGCAAUGAGACGGCGCACUCCAGACUAUGGAGGCGUCGCAUGA
This is a messenger RNA of Symbiodinium sp. CCMP2592, 957 nucleotides long. Lineage: Eukaryota; Dinophyceae; Suessiales; Symbiodiniaceae. The record is from the annotation of a GenBank genome assembly.